Molecule: messenger RNA, 3246 nt
Organism: Puma concolor (puma)
Lineage: Eukaryota; Metazoa; Chordata; Mammalia; Carnivora; Felidae
Gene: CASR
Product: calcium sensing receptor
Biological process (GO): regulation of calcium ion transport; detection of calcium ion; G protein-coupled receptor signaling pathway
Cellular component (GO): plasma membrane
Molecular function (GO): G protein-coupled receptor activity; calcium ion binding
Source: RefSeq, a predicted model, not a curated record
AUGGCAUUUCAUAGCUGCUGUUUGAUCCUCUUGGCAAUUACCUGGUGCACUUCUGCCUAUGGGCCUGACCAACGAGCUCAGAAGAAAGGGGACAUUAUCCUCGGGGGGCUCUUUCCUAUUCAUUUUGGAGUAGCAGCCAAAGAUCAAGAUCUAAAGUCAAGGCCAGAGUCUGUGGAAUGUAUCAGGUAUAAUUUCCGCGGGUUUCGCUGGUUACAAGCAAUGAUAUUUGCCAUCGAGGAAAUAAACAGCAGCCCAGUCCUUCUUCCCAACAUGACACUGGGAUACAGGAUAUUUGACACUUGCAACACUGUUUCUAAAGCCUUGGAGGCCACUCUGAGUUUUGUGGCACAAAAUAAAAUUGAUUCUCUGAACCUCGACGAGUUCUGCAACUGCUCAGAGCAUAUCCCCUCUACUAUCGCUGUGGUGGGAGCAACUGGUUCGGGCAUCUCCACAGCGGUGGCAAACCUGCUGGGCCUCUUCUAUAUUCCCCAGGUCAGCUACGCCUCCUCCAGCAGACUCCUCAGCAACAAAAAUCAGUUCAAGUCCUUUCUCCGUACCAUCCCCAAUGAUGAACACCAGGCCACUGCCAUGGCAGACAUUAUCGAGUAUUUCCGCUGGAACUGGGUGGGCACAAUUGCUGCUGAUGAUGACUACGGCCGGCCAGGGAUUGAGAAGUUUCGAGAGGAAGCUGAGGAGAGGGACAUCUGCAUCGACUUCAGUGAACUCAUCUCCCAGUAUUCUGAUGAAGAAGAGAUCCAGCAAGUGGUGGAGGUGAUCCAGAAUUCCACAGCCAAAGUCAUUGUUGUUUUCUCUAGUGGCCCAGACCUUGAACCCCUUAUCAAGGAGAUUGUCCGGCGUAAUAUCACAGGGAGGAUCUGGCUGGCCAGCGAGGCCUGGGCCAGCUCUUCCUUGAUUGCCAUGCCCGAGUACUUCCAUGUGGUUGGAGGCACCAUUGGAUUCGCUCUGAAGGCUGGACAGAUCCCAGGUUUCCGGGAAUUCCUGCAGAAAGUCCAUCCCAGAAAGUCUGUCCACAAUGGUUUUGCCAAGGAGUUUUGGGAAGAAACCUUUAACUGCCACCUCCAAGAAGGUGCUAAAGGACCUUUAGCACUGGACACUUUCCUGAGAGGUCAUGAAGAAGGUGGUGGCAGGAUAAGCAAUAGCUCCACUGCCUUGCGACCUCUCUGUACAGGGGACGAGAACAUCAGCAGCGUGGAGACCCCUUACAUGGAUUAUACACAUUUACGGAUAUCCUACAAUGUCUACUUAGCGGUCUAUUCCAUUGCUCAUGCCCUGCAAGAUAUAUAUACAUGCUUACCUGGAAGAGGGCUCUUCACCAAUGGUUCCUGCGCAGAUAUCAAGAAGGUUGAGGCUUGGCAGGUUCUGAAGCACCUACGGCACCUAAACUUUACCAACAAUAUGGGGGAGCAGGUGACUUUCGAUGAAUGUGGGGACCUGGUGGGGAACUAUUCCAUCAUCAACUGGCACCUCUCUCCAGAGGAUGGCUCCAUAGUGUUUAAGGAAGUCGGAUAUUACAACGUCUAUGCCAAGAAAGGAGAAAGGCUCUUCAUCAAUGAGGAGAAAAUCCUGUGGAGUGGAUUCUCCAGGGAGGUACCUUUCUCCAACUGCAGUCGAGACUGCCUAGCAGGGACCAGGAAAGGAAUCAUUGAGGGGGAGCCCACCUGCUGCUUUGAGUGUGUGGAAUGUCCUGAUGGGGAGUACAGUGAUGAAACAGAUGCAAGUGCCUGUGACAAGUGCCCCGAUGACUUCUGGUCCAAUGAGAACCACACUUCUUGCAUUGCCAAGGAGAUUGAGUUUCUGUCCUGGACGGAGCCCUUUGGGAUUGCACUCACUCUCUUUGCUGUGCUGGGCAUUUUCCUGACAGCCUUCGUGCUGGGUGUCUUCCUCAAGUUCCGUAACACACCCAUUGUCAAGGCUACCAAUCGAGAGCUCUCCUACCUCCUCCUCUUCUCCUUGCUCUGCUGCUUCUCCAGCUCCCUGUUCUUCAUUGGUGAGCCCCAGGACUGGACAUGCCGCCUGCGCCAACCAGCCUUUGGCAUCAGCUUCGUGCUCUGCAUAUCAUGCAUCCUAGUGAAAACCAACCGUGUCCUCCUGGUGUUUGAGGCCAAGAUCCCCACGAGCUUCCACCGCAAGUGGUGGGGGCUCAACCUGCAGUUCCUGCUGGUCUUCCUCUGCACCUUCAUGCAGAUUGUCAUCUGUGUGAUCUGGCUCUACACUGCACCACCCUCAAGCUACCGCAACCACGAGCUGGAGGAUGAGAUCAUCUUUAUCACAUGCCACGAGGGCUCGCUAAUGGCACUGGGCUUCUUAAUUGGCUACACGUGCCUACUGGCUGCCAUCUGCUUCUUCUUUGCCUUCAAGUCCCGGAAGCUGCCAGAGAAUUUCAAUGAAGCCAAGUUCAUCACCUUCAGCAUGCUCAUCUUCUUCAUCGUCUGGAUCUCCUUCAUUCCAGCCUACGCCAGCACCUAUGGCAAGUUUGUCUCUGCCGUGGAAGUGAUCGCCAUCCUGGCAGCCAGCUUUGGCUUGCUGGCCUGCAUCUUCUUCAACAAGGUCUACAUCAUCCUCUUCAAGCCAUCACGUAACACCAUCGAGGAGGUACGCUGCAGCACUGCUGCCCAUGCUUUCAAAGUAGCAGCCCGGGCCACGCUGCGCCGCAGCAACGUCUCUCGAAAGCGGUCCAGCAGCCUUGGGGGCUCCACGGGAUCCACACCCUCUUCCUCCAUCAGCAGUAAGAGCAACAGUGAAGACCCCUUCCCACAGCCCGAGAGGCAAAAGCAGCAGCAGCCACUGGCCCUGACCCAACAAGAGCAGCAGCCGCAGCCACAGCAGCCCUCGUCCCUACAGCAGCAGCCACAGCCACAGCCACAGCCCAGAUGCAAGCAGAAAGUCAUCUUCGGCAGUGGCACAGUCACCUUCUCACUGAGCUUUGAUGAGCCUCAGAAGAGUGCCAUGGCUCACAGGAAUUCUAUGCACCAGAACUCCCUGGAGGCCCAGAAAAGCAAUGAGACCCUCACCAGACACCAGGCAUUACUCCCACUACAGUGCGGGGAGACAGACUCAGAACUGAGUGCCCAGGAGAGAGGCCUUCAAGGGCCUGUAGACGGGGACUUCCGACCAGAGAUGGAGGACCCUGAAGAGAUGUCCCCAGCACUUGUAGUGUCCAGUUCACAAAGCUUUGUCAUCAGUGGUGGUGGCAGCACUGUCACAGAAAAUAUACUGCAUUCAUAA